UGCCGAGUCUCGUUCACUUGGCUGGCUGGCUGGCGUCGGUCUCCCUCGCCUCACGUACUUACUUCUCCUCUUUCUUCUUCGACUCUUCCUCUUCUUUCAUACUUCAACAACAACUCCCUCCUGACCUCGACAAAUCGACGUUUCAACCAUAACACUACAAUUCCUUGGAUGUGCAUCUGAUGCAAUCAUGGAGAGUUUAGUUUCCUCAAGUUCGGAAUCGUUGACUAGCAGGAGCACUGAGAGCAUGGAAAUCGACACUCUGAGUAUAAUGGAAAACUCACCACCAAGGUACGCUCCCCGAACAAUUAUUCCCUGUUACAUCGUGCAAUUUGUGCCGUUUUCAGUAUCAUCAAUCACCAUGACCCCUUCUUGUCAUCAUUUUCGUCACCGCCUCUUUUCUUCAAAAUCAAAACCAUGACUUUUUUCAUCGCAAUCAUUUCAAAUGGUUCUGGGUGGGGCUACAUUCUUCAUUUUUCUGCUGUUCAUAUCUUCCAGUCGCGUUGUCCAACUCCCAUGCCGCCGUCCAUAGCCACGACGCGCAACCACCUAAGCAACACAUGUCCAAAUCUAUUUUCAUUACCUUGCACCAUCCUUAUGGGUCGCUGCACCGCAUUCCUUGAGUCUGACGAUGCUGUCGUAUCCUCCUAUUGCCAUUCGUGUUUUUCCGUGCAAUGCAAUGCAUUGCCACGUAUUGAUUGUUCCUUCUUUUUCUUUUCGAGGUGCCGGUUACUUGUCUUGUUGUUACCUAAGCUUUAAAUGAAACCUUAAGAUUAGCUGCUAAUCCGGAUCCCUCUCAGAUCUGACACACCAUUAAACGAUGCUGGUGACGAUGCACAUAAUCCCCUGAGCACAGACACUGAAAAGAGUAUUAUUGUCACCGCUCCUUCAAUGGAACUUGCCGAUUCACCAAUGAUGAUGAAUGGCCAUGACGAGGAAGAGGAAGAAAUUAUACCGACUUUUCACAAGAGGAAACGCAAUUCAACUAUCAAUUAUGACGACGCUGGCUAUGGCAAGGUCUUGAGAGGCAGUCCUCAUGAUGCACCAACCAAGCGAUCAAAGCCAGGCAAAAAUGUUCGUGGAGUCAUUAUCGGUGUUUGGCGUGACUCUGAUCAGCCUAAUGAUGAGGACAAACAUGUCAUUUACGGUUUCAUCGAUAUUCACGACAGACUUCGUACCAGAAUAUAUGGCAUGAAUCGCCGCGGAGAGGAAGUCGUUGGUAAUGCCCCAACUGGCGCUGGAGGAUGUUGGGUUACUUUUGAAAGAGUGAUUUUUGACAGUCAUCUCGCCACACUUUCGGCUGCAGAAGUCAAGGAAUACGUCAAAAUCAGAUCGGAAACGAAGCCGGAAGCCACCCAAGAAGAGCGAGAUGAAGCUGACGCCAAGGCCGUACUGAAAGCCAAGGCAGCUGUCGCCGAGCAGGAAGCCGCUCCAGGUGUCAAACCAGUAGUUCAUCGCCCCUCUUUAAGUCGCCAAUCACUCAGUCGACAAUCUCUUCCUCGUCAAUCACUCCAUAAGACUCCCAGUUUUCAGGCUGUCAAUGCUGCUGAUCUCCAGACUCCUAAAUCAUCGCCAUUCGCUGAUAACAAACCACAUGGCGUGCUUCUAGGGUUCUGGUCAGAAUCUGAUGAGCCUCGCAAUGAGGAUAAACAUGCUGUUUAUGGUGUUCUCAGUGAAAAUGAUUGUUUCCGGGUCAAAGUUCAGAGAAUCACACGCGAUGGUCGAUAUGUCGAUGGAAACUUCCCAGUCGGUGCAGGAGCUCUGUGGCUGAGUUAUAAGAAGGUUGUCCUCGAGCCACACCUCGCUUCCCUGAGUCGACCUGAGGUCAAGGAGUAUUGUCGGAUUCGUCAACGUGAGCAGGAGAGUAGAGAAACCGACAAGGAGCGGAGAGCCAAUGAAUUAAAAGCAGUCAUGCAGGCUAAGCUCAAUGUUGCCGAAAAGGGUCUGGAUACUUCUGCAGAUGUUCCUGGUAGCCCAGAGCUAGAAAUCCGACAUAGUGCUAGAUCCGAAAACAGGGUAUCAGCCAGACACCAGGCCGAGACCGAAGCUGCGGCUGAGCGCGUUCGGAAGGAGAAGGCUGAAUCUAGGGAGAGACUACACGAGAAGACAAGAAAAGAGGUUGCCCUGGCCGAGGCAGUCCUCCAAGAGAACGCACAGAUGGAGCUCAAGAACAACCUGAAGAAGCUCAAUAAGGUAUGGAUUGCUCAACAGGCUGCACUGACUCCAAGAGCUUCUGUUGCACCAGGUUCUGUCGAAGUGGUUGGUACUGAGGUCAGAUACCACAACGGCAUCAAGUACGAGAGGAAGCAGAACGGUCCAUUCCAAGGGAAACUCGUCAGCCAAGCCCAGAUUCUGAGUAUCGACGGAGAGGAUUAUGUCGAGUAUCGCAUCUUGACCAAGCCAUCAUUCUAGAUCGUUGAUCACCUCAAUUGCGUGGUCAGACUGAUACGUUUGUUCGUUGCAUCCAUUUUGUAUUCUUGUAAGAGUCAUCAUCAUGACUGCUUUACUGUUACGUUUUGCGCUCUACAUGCUCACCGGCGUUCUUUGUAUUCUUGCUUCGUUGUUGCGCUACUUAAUCUUCUCUUGCGCGCAUAAUAUAUCGAGGGAAGACCUUGGGUUGGGACUUUAUUUUUUCGUUAUGCCCAUAUAGCAUAGCGCGGUCGGGCUAUGGUGGCCUAGGAUUAUUUGGACUGCGCGCAUACAGAGAUACUCCUUGAGGUUUAUUGCUAAGAUUUUGUGUAUGUAGGACUUAAUUCCACAACCUUAAUCGUAUUGCUACUAUGGCACAUGGGAGAAAUAUAAGUCACGUGAGUAAAGUCUGUUGUGAAGGUCCUUUUGCCUUACCGUUACCUUUUGUACUUCUAGCUGCAAAUGCCUUGGGGUUACGUGCUGCUUGUUUCCAUGCCUGAGUCCUAAAGUCCUAAAAGGGUUCUAGCACAUAGCUUUGGGAAGUCUGUUGGCUGCUGAGCUUUAUACCUAUCACUCGUCGCUGUUUUUACUUCCCGCCAAUAUCAACACACCACCAUCUCCACACUUGCCGCUUUUUUCUUCAUUCUGUACCUUAAAUUCAUCUGCUCCUAGUAUCUGCCUGAUCUUGAGAGGACCAGAGGCACGCUAAUACUUAGCCUCG
Cadophora gregata is the source of this 3127-nucleotide messenger RNA. RefSeq lists its product as uncharacterized. Bases 889 to 2409 code for a protein of 506 amino acids. NCBI's taxonomy places the organism in Eukaryota, Fungi, Ascomycota, Leotiomycetes, Helotiales, Ploettnerulaceae. The transcript has a single exon. The record is from RefSeq and is a predicted model, not a curated record.